UCAGCGUCCUGAAGAUGAAGGACUUCUGGUUUUCACCGUUCUCAGCUUUAUAAUGGCUUGCAAGGUGACAACACUUCUGGACAUCAAGAAUGCUGACAUUUACGUAGCAGAGGCAGAAAUAUUGUGUGCAAUGCGCGCGCGCAAUGCACGAGAAGACCGCAGCAGGACGCCUAUGAUAUCCGUGCUGGUGGCGGCCAAGUAUAUUUUGAUGUUAUGUGUCGCGUUCGUCGUUGGGUUGUCGACAUACGUGUGCUUCGCGAUCUCGGUGGCGCGGCUAGUACAACGGGAUUACGGCGACGCAGGUGGGGACGCUGCCAACAAAGCCAAACUGGAGGCGGCGCUGGACAUCUUCUACGCUCUUGUUCUGAUCCAGACAGCUUUCAGAAUUUACUGGGCAGUACUCGGCAGCCAAGAUCUGUGUACGCCGGUGAGCGAUGAAUGUGGAUUCGCAGGCUGGGGUCCCAAACUAGUUAGGAGAUAUGAAGCAGACACCCAAAUCAGCUGUAAUAAGGAAGAACCUCUGCCACGGGGCUGGAACUUGAUCACAUACGCUGUUGUGCUGCUGGAGUCUGCGUCACUGGAUGACCGUCUUUCAGGAGCCAGGGUGCUAGACACUUUCGUGGAACAGGGCAUACUUGUACGCAAAGAGCUACUAUCUUCCAGGCAAUCUGUUCAGAAUCUGAUGGGAAUGAUUGACAGUAGAGGCGUCACAGCGCAUGACAGCGAGAUCAGAGAGCGUGCCGGGAGGAUUGUAGCUCAUAUUGCCGGUGAUCUUCUCACAACACAGUUCCCGGCACGCUACGAUGCGUAUGUUCCUUACUUGAAGCAAGUAUAGAGCAAACUCUCGACUUAAAAUCCAGCAGUCUGGCAUCACAAGCUUCGGAUCUAGGAGGUGUCCACUUAUCAUUGGCGAUUCCCGAGCAAACUGACCAUCAGCAACAGCAAUUGGAGCGGAAAGUUCCGUGGUACGGUCGAGUGAUAGAUAUAUUGUUCGAUACAGAGCCAGACUUUAGACAUGGACACACCUUUGUGUCAAAAGGAACCAAAGA
Molecule: messenger RNA, 1049 nt
Organism: Lolium rigidum
Lineage: Eukaryota; Viridiplantae; Streptophyta; Magnoliopsida; Poales; Poaceae
Exons: 4
Coding region: 53-835 (260 amino acids)
Source: RefSeq, a predicted model, not a curated record